CCCACACCCACCCACACCCACACCCACACCCACACCCACACCCACACCCACACCCACCCUAAACCCCAUUUUCGACGAGUUGUCAUUUGAUAUAAAAUUCAUUAUUUGCUCUAUUUAAAAUUAUAGUGUUAUCCUUGUGGAAUAAUAUUUUUUUCAACCUAGUACUUAUAAUUCUACGACUUUUACGAUUCGAAAAAGAUAUGUGGAGAAAGUAAAACGCUUAUAAAUUCUUUCAACUAUGAGUUAUAUCACACUGGUCAGUUUUUGCUGUAGAUCUUGGUCAAAAUGUUUGAAAGAAAAAUUGUAAAUUAACUGAUGGUUUUGGAGCGGAUGUGGAUGUGAGUCUACACGCUGACGGUGUGGGGCUAAAGUGUAUCGUAUGUGCUGGUUAAGAAUGCUUGUAGCUGUGGUUGUGCAUGAAUGUCCAUAUGUAAUCCACCAAAAUUUACAUCUGCUUCCGCUUCUUGAAUCAUGCCUAUACACAUCCCACGCACGAAUUCACACUACUUCAGUCCUCAGCUAACACCCACAUCCACCCGUAGGCAAACCCAUACCUACACAUAUCCACGUGCACAGCCCUAAACUUGUUUAGCUCUUUUGUACUCUACUCAGUGUUUAGUGCUCCUGUAUUUUAGAACUUUCUAUGUUUGUCUUAGUUCUGACAAAGCAUAGAUCAUUAUAACUGGUUUAGUAGAGAAACUGAAACCUCUUGAUUUUAUUGAUUACUCAAUCAAUGGAACGGAAGUUAAUUGGAAUUAUAUCAUUCGUUUUUGUAAAUAUUCUUAUUGGUUUAUAUCAUUUUCAAAUAAAAUCUGUAUCAAAGAGCGUUUUUUUUUCAAAUCAUACAUUCUUUUCAACAAGUUCACAGUAUCCAAAAAUAUCAUGUAUCGUAUACGUAAAAGAUCGUGACGGUCGUCUUGGUAAUCGAAUGUUUAUGAUUGCUAGCGCUUACGGUCUGUCUCGCCUACACUCUUGUCAUUUAUAUUUGACACCAAAAAUCAUCGAUGAAAUGAAAGAAAUUUUCAUUUUAGAUCUUUCUCCUUUUCUUAUUUCGUCAACCAUGUUCAACUCAAUUACGCACAAUAUUUCGAAAUCAAUGCCUAUAAUAAUUAAGAAUGUUGGCUGCCAAUACAUUCCUGAACUGACACGUCCAGAUGCAAUUUUAUCGGGAUGUAUUUUCGAAUUGCAAGGUUUUUGGCAAUCAUAUCUUCAUUUUUCCAAAUAUAACAAUGAUAUUCGAGAACGAAUCUUUGCCGCAAAAAAAUCUGUACUUGAAAAAGUCUCGAAAUUAUUCGUUGAUAUUUAUCAAAAAAAGUUUGGCUUGAAACAUUGGUUUUUAUUAGAAAAUCAUCAGUCAUUCAAAAGCCAAUUAGUGCAUUUAAACUUGACAACAUGGAUUGGUAUUCAUGUACGGCGUUCAGACUUUGUUUCCUUGUAUUUUUCUUCGUCAGAUGAAUAUUUAUUCACUGCUAUUGAAUAUUACACUUCACAUUAUUCAAAUGUUCAUUUUAUAGUCUCUAGUGAUGAUAAACCUUAUUGUGAAAAUCUGUUUCGUAAUCGAUCAAAUAUUUCCAUUACACCACAAUCAUUUUCCAUGGGUGAUGAUCUAAUAACACUUUCACUCUGUGAACAUUCAAUCAUUACAGGUGGAACAUUUGGAUGGUGGUCCGGUUAUCUUGCUAAUGGUCAAGUUCUCCAUGAUAAGAUAUAUCCAUCUGGAUGCGAAAGACGCGAGCACUACUAUCCACCAUGGUAUCUCAUAGAUGGGAAAGUACGAGCAUAUAAAAACAGUAACUAUACUCUAUGA
Rotaria sordida is the source of this 1807-nucleotide messenger RNA. Lineage: Eukaryota; Metazoa; Rotifera; Eurotatoria; Philodinida; Philodinidae. The record is from the annotation of a GenBank genome assembly.